ACAUUGGGAGGCGGUGGCUGUGUAUUUGAGUUUUUUUUUUUUUUUCUAAACAACUAGCCGUCAUUUGCGUUUCCAUGCAGCGCUCUGGAAGGUAUGGAGGAGAACGGGAAGCCUCCGUCCUAAUGUCCUCCAGUCAAAGGAGCUCAUUAGUCCAAUUUCGGUGGCUCAUGCACACUGCCUCCCUGCAGCCGUCAUGCCUUAUGGAAUAUUUAUUAACUGCCUAUGACAUUCCAAGAAGAAUAAAUGUUUACAGUAAUAGUCCUUUUUGAAGAAAUUAGCCUCUUUACACAUCUUUAGGUAAAAAUUUUUUUUGUGGAAGAAACACCACUAUAUUUUUGGGUGUGUUUUCCAAUUCUUCUUUUCUUUUUCUUUUUUAUUUCUAUCUCUUUUACAAGAGGCUGAUCAUCUAUCAUGAGAUUCCGAAUCUACAAGAGGAAGGUGGUGAUACUGACUCUGGUGGUUGUUAUCUGUGGCCUAGCUUUCUGGAGCAGUGGAAGGCAAAAAAAGAACAUAAGUCUUCAAUUCCCUAAAGAGUUCCCCAAGGAGUUUGAGGCGGUGAAGAGGAGCAGCAGUAGCAGUAGUGAUCACAUUCAGGUGCCAGCCUCUCCAGUAGUAGUUAGCCGGCCACCUGUUCCGCCACCUGUUAUCCAAGUGAAUGGCACGCACCUGGAAAAUGCAAUGGAUAAAGCCAAACUAAACAAGCCAGAAGUGGACAACACCACACUCGUCUAUCGCGGCAUCGUCUUCCAGCUGAAUUUUGAUCAGACGAUAAGGAAUGAAGAGAAGUAUAAGAGUCGGGGGAAAGAUGAUCUGGUUGUUGUGGUUCAGGUCCACAACAGACCCGACUACCUAAAGCUGCUGGUGGAUAGUUUGCGAAAGGCUAGAGGUGUUGAGAACAUAUUGCUGAUAUUCAGCCAUGAUUACUGGUCCCCCGAGAUAAAUAAAGUGGUGGCCUCUGUUGACUUUUGUCAAGUCCUUCAAAUUUUCUUCCCCUUCAGCAUUCAGCUCUACCCCCAAGAGUUCCCUGGGAAUGACCCCAGAGACUGCCCCAGAGAUAUUCCCAAAAAAGACGCCUUAAAGCUUGGGUGCAUCAAUGCAGAGUACCCAGACUCAUUCGGCCACUACCGGGAGGCCAAGUUCUCCCAAACCAAGCACCACUGGUGGUGGAAGCUGCACUUCGUCUGGGACAGAGUCCGAGCUCUCAAAGACCACCAGGGUCUGGUUCUACUGAUAGAGGAAGACCACUAUCUGUCACCAGACUUCAUCCACCUUUUAAGGCUGAUGAAAACUCUCAAAAGAGAUCAUUGCACUGACUGUGACAUCCUCUCACUGGGGAGCUACAGCCACAUCAGCUACUCUAGCAAGGCAAACAAGGUGGAGGUGAAACCCUGGAAGUCGACGGAACACAACAUGGGAAUGGCUCUGAGCAGAGAGACUUACCAGAAACUCCUCCAAUGCACUGACACGUUCUGCACUUAUGAUGACUACAACUGGGACUGGUCCCUGCAGUACCUGACCGUGGCCUGUUUGCCCUCUUACUGGAAGGUCAUGGUGAGCGAGGCGCCCAGGAUUUUUCAUGCAGGGGACUGCGGUAUGCACCACAAGAAGGCCUCCUGCAUGCCUGUCAGCCAGAAAACAAAGAUCGAAAACAUCCUACAGAGCAGUGGGAACCAGCUGUUCCCGAAAACCCUCCUGAUCACAAAGAGACUGCCGGCUAAUGGCGCUGGAGGAGUGGCCCCACAUGUUAAAAACGGGGGCUGGGGAGAUAUCAGGGAUCAUGAACUCUGCAAGAGUUAUGUUCGAUUACAGUGACCUUAAUUGCUAAUGUUAUGUAUUCUUUUUCUCUUUUGCAUCCUAUAUAUAAAAAAGUAAAUCUUUAUGGACUAUUCUCCAUAUUGCCUGUUUUCUUGGACUGUUUUCUUGGAUUGUUCAAAAUAAAAAGGAAUGUUGAA
Cyprinodon tularosa is the source of this 1952-nucleotide messenger RNA. It is a transcript of the gene mgat2, whose product is annotated as alpha-1,6-mannosyl-glycoprotein 2-beta-N-acetylglucosaminyltransferase. The transcript is spliced from 2 exons. The coding region runs from base 412 to 1812 and encodes 466 amino acids. Gene Ontology annotation, molecular function: alpha-1,6-mannosylglycoprotein 2-beta-N-acetylglucosaminyltransferase activity. The record is from RefSeq and is a predicted model, not a curated record. Gene Ontology annotation, biological process: oligosaccharide biosynthetic process; protein N-linked glycosylation. NCBI's taxonomy places the organism in Eukaryota, Metazoa, Chordata, Actinopteri, Cyprinodontiformes, Cyprinodontidae. Gene Ontology annotation, cellular component: Golgi stack; Golgi membrane.